CUCUCUCUUGAUGGAUUGAUCGGCAUCAAACAUUACUGAAGAACAAAAUGGCACAACAAUCUUGGGCGAUGAGCAAGUACAGGCAGAUCGGCUUCUUGAUGGAAGCUGGCCAAGACGUCGAUCCUAAUGAGUACCAAAACAACCCGGAGAGGAUCGAUAAACUUCUCAGUGCUGGCGUUGAUUACAAAGACAAGAAGAAGAGGUAUUGGGUUGACAAGGGACAUGACUGCUUCGCAAUCUAUGCUAGGGGACUCAACAUCACCAACAGCGAUAGACCUGUCUAUUGGCAAUGGUUGACCGACAGUGAUGGCAUCGAAAUGGCAAAAGUGGUGAAGACAAGGUGGCUGGAAGUCAGGGGGUCGUUCUGGACGAUGAAUCUUUCGCCGAAUGUUCCGUACAAAGUCUCGUUUCGGACGAGGAUCGAUAACACGCCCUACAGCACCAUGAACGGACAGUCGGUGAACCUGAGACUGACUCUCCCGGACGGUACCUACCAAGAGCGGCAGGCGGAGUUGCCCGGAAAAAAACUACAAGACAACGAUCCAUGGUACGAACUGGAGGUCGGGCAGUUCAACAUGACGGCGCAGAACGUGGGCAAGAUGGAAUUCGCCAUGGAGCAACUGUUCGGAAGGUGGAGGGCAGGGCUCGUCAUCAAGUCCGUCCAGAUCAAGACCAUGUGAUCUCGCCAAGCAAGUUAUAUAUGCAAUAAGGAGCAAUUGCGGAGGAAUUGCCUUCAUGGAAGUGACUAUAGUGAUAAGUGCGUACGGUCGCGCAUGACUACUUCGUGCGCGCUUUUGUUAGCUAGUAAUAAAUAAAGGAAAACUCGAUCACUCGUGUCGUGUGUACUAAUGUCUUUCUAUUUCCGGACCCCGUCCGCUGAUCUAUGAUACUUAUU
Molecule: messenger RNA, 895 nt
Organism: Syzygium oleosum
Lineage: Eukaryota; Viridiplantae; Streptophyta; Magnoliopsida; Myrtales; Myrtaceae
Product: protein PHLOEM PROTEIN 2-LIKE A1-like
Exons: 3
Coding region: 48-680 (210 amino acids)
Source: RefSeq, a predicted model, not a curated record